AGAAUAAUAUAUACCUGUAAACUGUUUUGCUCGCAUGCAUUCACCAUUAACCUACAUUUUCUGUGAGGAAGCUGAUAAGCACAGCCUGUUUACGAUUAAUAAUUCAAAAUGGAUUCUCUCAGGUUGUCUACCAUUUUUGUUGGGAUUUUUUCACUGGUGACGGGGGCAUCCGCCGGAGCAUGCUAUCAAUUUUCAGGCACAGGAAGUGUUUCCUUCGUUGAAAACAUCCCGUCGAGUGGAGAAAGUGCUCACUUUAAGCUGAAGUUCAAGACCAUUGCCGACUCGGGAAUACUUUACUACGCGGAAGGGCAAUACCAUCCCGAGAGAGUGUACGAUUUUGAAGGUGUCUUCAUGCGCGAUGGUUACUUGCACUACUUUUUGUUCAAUCCUGGAGAAUUCAGCAUCGGGUCUUCCUUUGGAUUUCAUGGGAAAAGUAAGAAGAAAGUCAAUGACGGCAAUUGGCACGAGGUGGAAUUUUACCGUAACAUACAGAUGGAGACUAUUCGCGAGAACGGCAAGAAGGAAAGAGUGUAUCAAACAGGACUGAAACUUGACGGAAGGCUGCAGGCUUCAGACGACAGGUGGCGCGACGGUGUCAACAUUGACAAACCAGUCAUUCUUGGAGAAGAUCCUCAUCUACAGGACCGUAGUAGCAAGUCGAUCGGUAACUUCAAAGGUAAAAUCAAGGACUUUGAAGAUCUAACAAACGACAAAAGAUUUAACGCGGAGCAUGAACAACUUGCUGCUGGGGUGUCUCAUUGUAUUGCUGCUCCUGAUGCCGUGUAAAUCUUCUCCCAGCUCGGGCUGGUGAUGUCAUUACCACAGCAACCCGACUCGAGGGGAGAUUUGAAUCAAAAAUCUGUACAGUGCAAAUAAGUUACGUGUUUAGACUUUUUUAUGUAACUGUUUUUUUUUUUUCAUUUGUUGUUCACGGUUGAACCGUUAACUUAGGCUCAAUGGCAUUGUGCCGAGAUCGUACAACUUUACAUUGAAGAAUACUUUUUUCCUUGGAAAUAUUCAUUGGAAUAACUAAAACGUUUGAUCUGUAAUUAAAGUAAAUCAGAAGAUCUAUUAGCAAUUCUUGUCCAUAGCUUUGUAUGUCACACUGACCACAAGUAGAAAUAGGUCUGCAAUAAGUUUGUAUCAGUUCAAGAUGUAGAUCUACAAGAGAUGACCAUCAAGUCAUAUAAAGACAGCGUUAUUUUACAAAUCUGGUAAAGGGACCUAUAUACAUGUAUGGACAGUUCAGCAACAUAACCCCACAUUCUUAGAGAGCAAAGGACACUGUAAGCAGGCGACACUUUUUUCCAGACACAAAGAAGAGAUCUACGUUAAAUUUAUCAAAGACUCAUUUUCAUGAAAAAAAAAACAAACAAAAAAAAACAAAAA
Molecule: messenger RNA, 1389 nt
Organism: Mercenaria mercenaria
Lineage: Eukaryota; Metazoa; Mollusca; Bivalvia; Venerida; Veneridae
Product: laminin subunit alpha-4-like
Exons: 5
Coding region: 109-786 (225 amino acids)
Source: RefSeq, a predicted model, not a curated record